Molecule: messenger RNA, 1146 nt
Organism: Lutra lutra (Eurasian river otter)
Lineage: Eukaryota; Metazoa; Chordata; Mammalia; Carnivora; Mustelidae
Product: CST complex subunit STN1-like
Biological process (GO): double-strand break repair via homologous recombination; nucleotide-excision repair; DNA replication
Cellular component (GO): CST complex; site of double-strand break; chromosome, telomeric region
Molecular function (GO): single-stranded telomeric DNA binding
Source: RefSeq, a predicted model, not a curated record
AUGGCGAAUUUAAAGACCCCUUCCCUCUUGUGGGGCUUGGAUCCAGUGUUUGUAGCCUUUGCAAAACUCUACAUCGGGGAUAUCCUGGACUUAAAGGAGUCCCGCCAGGUACCAGUGGACGACAGCACUGGAGUUAUCAAUUGUAUCUGCUGGAAAAAGUCGAACAAUAACGAGGCUUCAUCAGCAACUACAGCUACCGCAACGCUAGGGGCGCUGAACUUAACCUCACAGCUUAAGAAGCUGCAAAAAACCAUUGAGCAGAAGACAAAGAUCGAAAUUGGGGACAUUGUCCAGAUCAGAGGUUAUGUCCACACAUACAGAGAAGAACGAGAGAUUCGUGUCACUACUUACUAUAAAGUGGAUGAUCCCGUGUGCAACAUUCAAAUCUCGAGAAUGCUGGAGCUGCCCCGUAUUUACAGGAAGGUUUACGACCAGCCUUUCCGCAGCCCAGCCCUAGAGCAAGAAAGUGAUCCAGGUGCCUUGGACCUUGCCAAUCUCACGUGUUUGCUGAGUGAAAGAGCCAAAGAAUUCCUUGUGGAGAACAAAGUGCAAACCUUUUAUCAGCAGGAAUUGGAAAUUGUGGAGUCUCUGAUGUCCCUUGCCAAUCAGCCUGUGAUUCACAGUGCCGGCCCUGAGCAGGGGGAUGCUAAGGAUGACAGCAUGUCCAAGGCAAUUCAUAGCAUAUUUAAGAAUGCAAUACAGCUGCUGCAGGAAAAAAGAUUUGUUUUCCAGAAAGAUGAUGGUUUUGAUAAGCUAUACUAUGUAACCAGAGAAGACAAAGAACUGCACAGAAAGAUCCACCAUAUCAUUCAAGAACACUGCCAGAAACCAAAUCCAGACUCAGAGAAGGGCUGCCACUUUCAGCACAUCUUGGCCUGUGCCCGCCUGAGUGUCAGCCCGGACCUGAGCGAAGGCGUGCUGCAGCAGGUGCUGGAGCUCCUGGAGGACCAGAGCAACAUCAUCAGCACCACAGAGCACUACUACACGGCGUUCUGAGGGGAGGCCGGCCCAUGGGCUGGGCGGGGCCGGGCCAAGGAAGAAGAGGAGCGGGUGGUGGUCACUCCUGGGCUUGGACUGUAAAGGUCACACAGAGGCUUAUAGGUCUGGUGGCGGGGAUCUCUUAAUAAACUGUGAAAUAUGGUCACU